CGGCAUUCAACAUAUAUUCUAGAUAGAGAGAACAAGUCUAUCGCAUUUAUUAAAUUUUUUUUAGAUUUUUUCCAAGUUUUGCACAGCACAUUGUAGACGUUGCGUGAUAAUAUUUGGGUAUUCGUUUCGAAUUGAAGGAUGGGGGACCACGCGGACCAGAACCACGAUGAGGUACCCACUCUGGAAGGUGUCAUCUGGCACGAUGUGGUGGACAGAAUCGAAUUUGAAUGCCGGGCAUUCAGCACUGGUAAUAUGGAUGCACUGCAACGUCGACGUCAAGUGGAGUGUGCCCUCAAUCGUGUGAUGCCCUGGAAUGAUGUACACUUUUCCCGAAUCAAUCUACCCCAUUCGCAUUCCUUUGAGUGCAACAAUCCCGCCGAUUACAGGCGCAUGAUGACCGAAAAUAUGGGUGCCACAACGCGAGUUUGCAUCGGAACAGCCACUUUCUGGUGUAUUCCUUCACUUCUGCAAUUCCAUUGCAAUUAUUUCGAACGUCAUAUUCGCCGGGGCUAUCGCUUUCGCGAGGGCGCUGACCUUACUGCUGUGGGUUUUCGAGCUGCCUACGAUUGGAUGAGAUUGCAAGAGUCUCUGGGAAACGAUAUAGGAGCGGAACAAGUGGUUGCCACGCUGCAUACGGCCAUGCAACUAGAGAUGCGAGCACUGCAGACGGACUGUUAUCGAUUCCUGUGCGGAGCCCACUUCCGAGAGGAGAUCGCCUUCGAGGUUUACCUAAAGGCCCUGAAGUAUCCCGAGCUCGAAGCGCUCCGCAAGGUGAUGCUUCAGAGGAUCGGGAUCCAUUUUCUGGCCGUGGUGGGGGGAAUCCAUUUUCGCCAGAUGCCCCUAGAGGAUGUGAUCACCAUGAUUUCCCAGGAUUCUUUGGGGGUCAAUUCCGAGGUGGAGGUCCUAUUUGCCCUUAUCUGCUGGCUAGCCCAUCGUCCGCAGGAAUCCCCAAGCCUGAUGCCACAACUGAUUGGGUGCGUUAGAUUCACCUUAAUGCCACUACCCGUUCUACGAAGACUGUGGGACAUAUCUUCGGUGUCCAGCAGCCCCUCGAGUACCGACGGUACUUUUUGGCUCGCUUUUCAUAACGAUCUCAAAAUGCGGGAGAGGAUCAGUAUUGCGAUCACUGUGGCGUCGCUGCGACUUCUGCUUCCCACUCGUCGCGAAAUUCUCGAAUCCCUGAAGGAUGUUGAAGUGGAGGCCCCAAGGGAGUGGAUGUACGACGAAGCGUGUUCCUAUCACUUGCCGUACCCCAAGGGUCCCUACAGUCAUGUUGUGAAUGGUCAAGGAAUUCUUUCCUAUGUCUCGCAGAGAGCUCAGGGUUCGAGGAAGUUCCAGACGACAUGUCCAAGGCGUUCAAGGUCCCUCCUGCCUGCUAACAAUGAUCUACAGACCAUUGAGGAGGUACCAGAGGAAGAUAGAGGAGAGGAGAAUCGCGAAGAAGCCGCCGGACCUGAACCUAAAAGCCAAGAUCUUACCGUAGCAACCCAGCAGAUCUUGGACGAGGGCGAAAACAACGUCGCUGAUGAAAAUGUGGAUCACUCGGAAUUCCAUGAACAGAUUAGGGAACUAAACAGACUUGGGAUGGAAGCACGAUUACUAGCGGACGCUCUUCGUUCACGGCGAUUGAGAUCAAGGGCUCGAGAUCCUGAGACCUCUUCGGAAUCUGGGAAUGAAUUAGAAAUAUGCGCUACCGUUGGAUCCGAUAAUGUGCUACACCCCACACGAGUGGAAUUUCGCACCCGGCGAAAUGGGGUUACGUUUCCUGCCACGUCUCCGGCUAUGGAAGAUAGUUCCCAUUACAGACGUUGGGAGGAAGCACGAAGGAGGGAGGCUCAAGUCGGAUUCAAGGAGUCGGAGGAUGAGGAUGAGGAGGAUGAGGAACAGAUCGAAAACUACAUGAUGGAGUUGGAAGCUAUGUGCCUUGAAUUGGAUCUAUUUCUGCCCUACGAAGAGGAUCCUCAGUCUCCCGAACCGAAAGUUACACCACCCGAGGGUCAGAUUCAUCCCCUCGAAACCUUUGUGCAGGAAACAGAUCUCCUGAUCAAAGGGUUAUUAAACCCUAUUGACUAGAAUGUGAUGCCUCAGGCCCCUUAGCGCUCAGUUUAUGGAUGUAUAGCCCCUUUAAAUUGCUGUUCACCAAAACAGCUAGUGGAUAUAGUUAUUAUUUCGAGUUACAAAUAUAAUAUUAAAAUUGUCAAGAGCA
Molecule: messenger RNA, 2206 nt
Organism: Drosophila subpulchrella
Lineage: Eukaryota; Metazoa; Arthropoda; Insecta; Diptera; Drosophilidae
Exons: 3
Coding region: 139-2073 (644 amino acids)
Source: RefSeq, a predicted model, not a curated record